GAUCCGGAAGUUUAUACUUUAGAUCUAGCUAACGGCUGGACUAACGUUGAAGUAGUUGGAUGCACCCGGAAGGGGCGUCUCCUCCACCCGAAAUGGAGCCGCAUGGUAUCGUGAAAGCGUUUCCAAAGGUGAAGAGGGCGGGUGCCAGGGUGGGGAAAGAAGUACCCCAAAAGAAAAUCAGUGUGGAUGAAACGGUAACAGGACAUUUGUUUGACGGUAUGUUUAUGUACCUACUCCCCGCGGGUAUCGGGAAUGCCCGGUGUGAUAUCUUUCAAAGACAGAUCACCCAGAACGGGGGACAGGUCGAACGCGAAUUCGGUCCCAGUGUGACACACGUCAUGGUGGAUGACUCUAUGGACUGUGCACGAGCGCUGCGGCUACUGAAGUUGGACAGGCUACCUGGAGCGGUACAGCUGGUCAGGUGCUCCUGGCUGGGUCAGUGCAUCACUGGGAAAAAACUGCUAAGCACUACAGACCACAGGCUCCUCCUCCCCGACAGUGUCAGUCAUGUGAAUACUGACAGUCAGGAAGUGGGAGACGAUGCACAUAGUGGUGAUGAGUGCCCUGUUGUUGCCACGGAGAUUCCGCCACUACUUGAACCGACUCAGGAUGAUGCAUCAGAGAAGUUUACAGAGGAACACAAAGAAGAGGACGAAGUCUCGCAGAACGAUCUGGACGCCCUGAUCAAUGGACACCAGCCUGCUGCCCCGACCUCAAACGCAAACAUGAACGCCAACGUGAACGCGAAUGCGAACGUGAACGCCAACAUAAACGCAGCUGAGAAAACCCUCUCAGGAAAGUGGGUCUGCGCCCAGUCCUCCCAGAGCAAGAUCAGCAAUCACAACCAGCACAUCACAGACAAGCUGGAGGUCCUGGCCAAGGCGUACACGCACCAGGGCGACAAGUGGAGGGCGCUGAGCUACUCCAAAGCCGUCAACGCCCUGAAGAGUUACGGGAAGCCCAUCUCCUCAUAUGAGGAGGCCUGUAAGAUCCAAGGCAUUGGCAAACGCAUGGCAGACAAGAUCAUCGAGAUCAUGGAGAGUGGGCACCUCCGCAAGAUAGACCACCUGGGCGAGGCCGUGCCAGUUCUGGAGCUUUUCACCAACAUCUGGGGUGCCGGUGCCAAGACGGCACAGCUGUGGUACCAGCAGGGAUUUCGCACGUUGGAGGACAUCCGCACCAAAGCCACUCUGAACUCCCAGCAGAAAGUCGGACUGAAACACUACGAUGAUUUCCUGGAUCGGAUGUCUAGAGACGAGGCGGCCGCUAUUGAGAAGACGGUAAAGGACGCGGCACAGUUGGUGAACCCAGGCCUCCUGGCGGCCGCAUGUGGGUCCUAUCGCCGGGGGAAGGCCACGUGCGGAGAUGUGGACGUCCUGAUCACCCACCCAGACGGGACGUCCCACAAGGGCGUUUUUAGCAAAAUACUGCAUAGCCUCCGUCAGAGCGGCUUCCUGACCGACGACCUGGUCAGCCACGAGGACAACGGGAACCAGAAGAAGUACCUGGGGGUGUGCCGCCUGCCCGGGCCCGGCCGGCGCCACCGCCGGCUGGACAUCAUCGUGGUGCCGCACGGCGAGUUCGCCUGCGCGCUCAUGUACUUCACCGGCUCGGCGCACUUCAACCGCUCCAUGCGGGCCCUGGCCAAAACCAAGGGCAUGAGCCUGUCGGAGCACUCCCUGAACCGGGACGUGGUCCGGCGGGGCAGCCUGAAGAUCGGCACGGGCGUCCCUCUGCCCACCCCCGCCGAGAGGGACGUCUUUGCGCACCUGGGCAUACCCUACAGAGAGCCCCACGAGAGGGACUGGUGACCGACGGCAACGCUGGGGCUGGCGCUGGCCCACCGCAGCGCGGCAGUUACGUUUGAACGGACAGAAAUGAAUCGUAUUUAAAGCGCUUUUAGAGAACUGUCAUUUUCAGUCAUUUUUAGUUUCCUGCGGCUUCCUGUUUAAUGUCUGGGAAUGCUCUGGAAAAGUGGUUUGCUUGGACAUAAUAGAAAUCUUGAAAUGAAAUUUUGUGAAUAGAAAUGUAUAUUAUGAAAAACCUUAAAAAAAAAAAAAAAACAAAUGAUCAUGAAUGUUCGCCAGUGAGUUAGUAUUCUGAAUAAAACACACUACUUAGUCCAUGCUUCUUUUAGAACCGGGGUCUUACUCAGCCUGGCCACAAAGUAGCAUUUAGCAGAAUGUAUGUCCUGACUUUUUGAAUGAUCACUCCUUCAAACUCAAUAAUGUUGGCAUGCCUAUCUGAUGCAUAAAUUGCUGACCUUUGACCCUCUGUGUAAUGAGCCUCUCUCUCAGGUGUUUUGCAAGUGCAACUAUAUUGAUAAUAUUUAUAUUGAAUAUAGACAUUAGAGAGGCUUAAUUGUAAAGAUGUAAACAAUAAAGCAAGUUGUCUGUAUGCCUUUUUUU
Molecule: messenger RNA, 2408 nt
Organism: Anguilla anguilla (European eel)
Lineage: Eukaryota; Metazoa; Chordata; Actinopteri; Anguilliformes; Anguillidae
Gene: poll
Product: polymerase (DNA directed), lambda
Exons: 9
Coding region: 60-1811 (583 amino acids)
Biological process (GO): double-strand break repair via nonhomologous end joining
Cellular component (GO): nucleus
Molecular function (GO): DNA binding; DNA-directed DNA polymerase activity
Source: RefSeq, a predicted model, not a curated record